AUGUUUCCCAACAAGGACCCUGUUCACCCACCAGAGGGUCACAUUCCUAUUUGUGAUCUGUUUCAUGGCUGCGCUGGGAAUGGUCACUUAUUCACAGUUGAUAUCGCCAUGUUGCAGUUAUUUGCUUACGUUAUCAAAGUGGGAGCUCGGCAUGAUCGAUUCAGAAGGAGGGAGUUGAGGUGCUGCGUUCAAUUUCUGAUCAUGUUCCUCACCUACACCGUCACAUGGCUGACGUUCUUCCUGUAUCCGGCCAUCGGCAUCGAAGCACCUGAAGCCUACGUCGUUACUACCGUCGUUUUCAUGAUCAACUGUGGCAUCAACUCCAUCAUCUACCUCACUCUGAAUAAAGAGGUUCCUACAGCAAAUAUUUGGAAGAAAAAUUGA
Molecule: messenger RNA, 384 nt
Organism: Ostertagia ostertagi
Lineage: Eukaryota; Metazoa; Nematoda; Chromadorea; Rhabditida; Trichostrongylidae
Source: the annotation of a GenBank genome assembly